Messenger RNA from Tarenaya hassleriana, 571 nucleotides. RefSeq lists its product as uncharacterized. Bases 96 to 335 code for a protein of 79 amino acids. The record is from RefSeq and is a predicted model, not a curated record. NCBI's taxonomy places the organism in Eukaryota, Viridiplantae, Streptophyta, Magnoliopsida, Brassicales, Cleomaceae. The transcript has 3 exons.
GUGUGAUGUCGGUAGCGUUGAUAUCAUAUUGGCAUCUCGUGGUUUCUCUUGGGAAUUAGGGUUUGAGCCCUCCUGCUUUGAUCGGUCGUUGAGAAAUGGGAGGGGGAAAUGCGCAGAAAUCGAAGAUGGCUCGCGAGAGGAACCUGGAGAAGCAGAAGGCUGCUGGAAAAGGAAGCCAAUUGGAAAAGAACAAGAAAGCAAUGACGAUUCAGUGCAAGGUAUGCAUGCAAACGUUCAUAUGUACGACGACGGAAGUGAAGUGCAAGGAGCACGCGGAGGCAAGGCACCCGAAAUCCGAUCUCUUCGCUUGCUUUCCCCAUCUCAACAACAAGUGAACGAAUGAGCGAAUGAAUGAAUGGUCAGACCACUGCUCUCUAUACCUAUACCCCAUAUCUGUAAUUCCACGUUUGUAUCAGUCUCUUGGAUCAACAACCAGUUUGCCUUAUCCGUGUCUUCUGUAACACCGGUUGCUGCUGCUAGAUCAUAAGAAACCCUUUUGAAAAUAAAAAAAAAAAACAUUUUUUCUCUGUUAAUAAAUCAUUAAAUCGUACAACGUGGGUGGUUUAUACGA